This is a messenger RNA of Komagataella phaffii GS115, 2394 nucleotides long. Its product is annotated as Component of the microtubule-nucleating Tub4p (gamma-tubulin) complex. The transcript is spliced from 2 exons. Gene Ontology annotation, cellular component: spindle pole; gamma-tubulin small complex; centrosome. Gene Ontology annotation, biological process: spindle assembly; mitotic cell cycle; microtubule nucleation. The record is from RefSeq and is a predicted model, not a curated record. NCBI's taxonomy places the organism in Eukaryota, Fungi, Ascomycota, Pichiomycetes, Pichiales, Pichiaceae. The coding region runs from base 1 to 2394 and encodes 797 amino acids. Gene Ontology annotation, molecular function: microtubule minus-end binding; gamma-tubulin binding.
AUGAGCUUUUCAAGACUGCGAAACUCAUCUCAGUCUCGGUUCUUCAGAUCUGGAAAUCAGGCGGACGCGCGCUAUUGUAUCGUUUCCGUGUUUACAUCUAGACCAUCAAUCAACAUGACACAAAUGUAUGAUGUCGUGAAACUGGUUGAUCAAGAAACCAAAAGAAUAAUACCGACAACCGUGAACCUGACCACGGCCGUGAACACUAAACCAUAUCCUUUGCAAGAUCUUUCCGAUUUGAAAGAACAGGAAGCAUUUGUAGUACGAGAUAUACUGUACUGUUUACAAGGGAACGAAGGUGAUUACGUGAGGUUCAGCAAGAACUUUAAUGAACAGGAUUUAAGGUCAAUUUUGGAAGGUCCUGAUUAUAGAAUAGCAAAGAACCUGGAUGUUACCUUGAAAGACAUGACCAACAGACUGCUCAAGUAUGGAAAAAUGUACUACAGUUUGACAAAGUUUGUUGAGGUUUACGAUUCCCAAUUUUAUGGAGCUACCAUGCAAAGGCUUUGUAAUGAAAUUAGAGACUUUCUGAAAGAGCACGAUCAGAUAGUGCUGGAACUUGAAAGACGGUUUAUGAUGGACCCUCAUUUUUCAAUAGGUAUUUUGAAUCAACUUAUUGAAGAAUCAGGAGAGAAAAUGCGCACAUUGUACGAAAUCAUCACAUCGCUCAAUGAGGUAAACAGAUCAAAUUUGGCAACAGUUGACGAUGUAUUCAAGACAAUGCUCAAAACUAUCAAAGAAGACUUGAAGCAUGAUGACUCCUUGUACAUGCAAACGGAACUCAAUAACAAAACUAGAAUAAUAAAAGGGGGUAUAAUACUGCGCAUUGUCCAGGAUAAAAUGGAAAGAAUAAGAGGUGAUCAAACACGAUUUGAGGCUUUAAAGAAGACAUUUGAUAGAAUAAGUCUCCCCUAUAUCGAAAUGUUACAUAAAUGGCUUACGUUUGGAAAAAUUGAUGACCCUUUUGAUGAGUUUUUCAUAGUGGAACAAAGUUCCAAGAACACUCUAAUCAACUACGACAGCAAAUUCUUGCUACGAAAGAAUUACAUUAUUCGUCAAUUCGAACAUAGGGAAUUACAAAGGAAAGUACUGUUGACCGGGAAGUAUUUGGAUGUAUUGAGGUGUCUGCCUGUAGACAUCGUUGAGAAUGAUACAUCUAAUCAUAAGAUUGAGUCAUUGGAGACUGAUGAUUUAUUCUUUUAUGUGGAACAAAAAUAUCUGCGGGCAAAUAAAUUGGUCACAGAAUUGUUUAUGAAAGGUUACAAAUUUCUGACUAUUCUGGAGGCCUUAAAGUCCACACUAUUAUUUUCCAACGGCGUGUUUCUCAAUGACUUCCUAGCACAUUCUAUGAGCGAUAUGCUACGAGACAAAUCAAAGGCCUCUUUAAGCAAAAUAGAAAGAAACUUUGAGAAAACAUUCAGGCCUCAACUUAUGGCGACUCCAAGAUCAAAGUUAGUUGGUAAUCUUGUCAAUAUCAACGUUCAAUCUGAUAACCUAUAUACUUUCCUUGAAAGUAUCCUUAACAUACAGCAAAUUGAUGCUGAAGAGGUGUUUAAUUCAUCUGACCUUAACAGCUUGAAAAGAUAUCUUAACAAAACUCUCACCAAAAACACUGCCGAAGUUGUCAUUAGCCCGUUGGAUAAUUACUUAGUGUAUUAUCUUUCGUUAAACAUUGAGUUUCCAUUUCCUCUCAAUUUACUAUUGACAAACACAAUAAUUACACAAUUCCAACUGGUUGGAAGAAAUGUUAUGAUAACCAAUGUCGUUGAAAAGCUACUAGAAUCGUCUUGGAAGGAAAUAAAUUACCAAAGGUUUUGGUGUUUCAAUUUUCCCAAUCGGAGUAUUAGAAAAUGGAUACUGCGUUUGAGAUACCUACAUUCAAAUAUAAAGCAAUUUGUGUCUGCAUUCCAUUUAUAUCUGAGCUUCGAUGUGAUUGAGGGUUCAUUUAGUGAAAUGGAAACCCAGUAUCAGCAUUUUGCAAGUACUGCGGACAGUGACUUCGAAAAAUACUUCGUCUCUCUGCAAAAGUGGCUGAACACUAUGAUGCAAAAUUCCUUGCUAAUGAAUGAGACGCUUGUACAAAUUUCUAGAAGAAUGUUCGAGUUUGUGCUUACUUUUCACACUUUUGUAAUGUCUUUGAGAAAGAAUCUGAUUCUUUUGGACGAGAACCUCUUCGACCAAUAUGCCUCUAAACUAGGGGAGAAACAGUUUGACCCUGAAAAGAAUAGGGAAAGGGUCAUCAAGAUGAAACAUAUAAUAAAUGAAUACGAGAAGAAAUUUGAGUCUAGCUUGAACACCUUUGUGCAAGCUUUGAACUAUUACUCUCGGUUGGAGUCUUCCAGCUUUUCAGUCUUAGCAGGUUACCUGGAUUCCAUAUUGAAGAAUAGGAAAUGA